ACCGAUACAGGUCGAGUAUAGGGACUUUUCUAAAAGCGUCUCCGAGUAUAUUUUGGAAAUGAAGAAAGAUCUUACGACGAAAUUACAAAGUAUGUUGGAUCAACAAGCCGAAAAACUAAACCAACUCGUAUCGGAGCAGAGUGCUCGAUCAAGUGACAAUGCCAGGGAAACUUUAGCAGAAGAGCUAUGGAACUUUGAAUGUUCCAAGCCUCCUCGCACCACAAAAUGGUGUGCACAGAUUGGGGAAAAGCACUACUUCAUCGACUAUCUCCGGACUGCCACCUGGUCAGAGGCCGAUGGAAUUUGCCGCCAAAUGGGAGGACACCUGGCCAGUUUGCAAAGCAAUCAGGAGUGGCAAGCACUCGAGGGGAUUGUCAGCCAUAGCCGAUUCUUUUGGCUGGAUAUCAAUGACGUGGCAUCCAAGGGCAAAUACGUGUCUGAAACCACCGGCGAAAAUGCUACUUUUCUGAAGUGGGAUCACAACGAACCGAAUAAUUGGAACGGGAAUGAAAACUGUGUUCACCUAAAGGCUGUUACAUUCUUAAUGAAUGACGUUUCCUGCAGUUCGACCUACAAUUUCAUCUGCGAGCGCUAACAAAUUUGGUAUACGAUAAAUUAGAGAGAUUAAGGGACGUUUUCUCCUAAGAAUCCUGUAUGUUCCUUCUUGCCAAAUCGCUUCUAUAUUUUAGUUUAAUCAAUUAAUUAUCAACAUUGUGGUUGAAUUUGCUAAAGUACAUUAGCACAUAUAAAUUAAUAUUAUUAUUGUGAUAUAUAAGGUUUACCGUAAAAUUUAUUUAGAGAUUAAACUUUGGUGUUUGAUAAUA
This is a messenger RNA of Drosophila takahashii, 824 nucleotides long. RefSeq names its product C-type lectin 37Db-like. Lineage: Eukaryota; Metazoa; Arthropoda; Insecta; Diptera; Drosophilidae. Gene Ontology annotation, molecular function: signaling receptor activity. The record is from RefSeq and is a predicted model, not a curated record.